Dimorphilus gyrociliatus is the source of this 4133-nucleotide messenger RNA. The record is from the annotation of a GenBank genome assembly. Lineage: Eukaryota; Metazoa; Annelida; Polychaeta; Dinophilidae.
UAUCUCUCUAAUUUUCUUCUCUUAUUCACCAACGACACCUUCAAAGGAGAAUAAGGAAAUUAUGUACCCUCAUUGUUUAUAUCCUUGCAAAUAGAUCAAUAGAUGAAGCCGACCAACGACUAAAAUUGGAUUUUUUUUUAUAAAGAAGCCUUUCGUAAAGGCAUUUAAUUAUAAAAGUGAAAAAUGUUGAAGGCAAACGAACGUCAACGAAGAAAUAUGUUUUAGAAUUUAAUUAUGAAUGAUCUUGAUUUCUCCUUUUCUUUUAUUCUUGUUCUACUUUUCCUCUCUGUCUAAUUACACUUUAUAUACUGUAUAUAUAGUAUAUAUUCUGUACUAUAUUAUUUUUACUUUUUCUUAAUAGUUUCACCGAGCAGGGUUACUUUUCACUUUCUCUUUUAUUUUUGAAUCGUACUAUUGCUUUAUGCAGGUGAAAAUAAGUGUUGCGAGCAAAUGCCAUAAACAAGUUUUCGAGACGCUUAUUGAGUUUAGGCUUUAAGAGGGUAUAAAUCUUAUAUAAAUCACUUUUUUUCUUUUUGCAGUUAAACAGCGAUAUUGUAGCAGUAGAAGUGAUUGAUCUUAUAAACAACGGUAACGGCCUGGGAUUUGGAAUAAUGGGCGGAAAAUCAACGGGUGUUGCAGUAAAAAUGAUUAUAGCAGGCGGUGUUGCGGACAACGACGGCCGUUUGAAGAUUGGCGACCAUCUACUUCAUAUUUGCCAAUGGUCAGUUAGGGGAAUGAGCUCAGAGCAGGUAGCUUUUGUUUUGAGGAAGGCGGGAAGUCAUAUCAGGCUGGUAGUUGCUCGAUCAAUAUCAGAGUCCUCAGAAGUUGCUAGGAAUCCUCCAUAUUCAGAAGCUGUUCCAAUUGAGCGUCUAGAAGAACAUUUACAUCAAUUGUACGCACUAGGUUUAACAGAGAGCUUUACAAAUGACUCUCAAGGUUUCCAAACACCCGAAAAGCAAAAGGAAGACUAUGAAAGCCCUAUUAAAGAUUAUACGAACGCUACAUUUCAUAAGGAACUAAAAGAUAAAGAGCAAAUUUUCACGCCUCCGACGUUGCAUAAAACCCAGCAAACAAUCGAGUCUAUGCCUGUAGAAACAGUAUUCGACGUCGACCUAGUUAAAGACGAGUCGGGCUUGGGCAUAAAGAUAGCCGGUCUUGUGGGUUUUUCGGCUAACGAGAAACUCUGCGGAAUAUACGUUAGGCACGUUCUCGAUGGAAGUGCGGCGGCUUUAGAUGGUCGAGUUCAGCCGCAUGAUCGGAUCGUGGAGGUAAAUGGACAGAGCUUAGAAGGUUUUACGAACGCUCAAGCUGUCGAGGUGCUGAAAUCGACUGGAAAAAUGGUUACAAUGAAAUUGGCUAGAUUAAAUAUCAGAGAGGACAGCGAAGGCAAUAAGGAAAAUAGUUCAAAGAGCUUAAACGUUAAUCAGGAUAAAAUUGAUCCAAGAAAAGAUGAUAAUGACAAUCAGCUGCCCAUCGAGGCUAACCCGGAAGAUGAGCUAGUCAGGAAUUGGGAAAAUAGGCUAAAUUGCCCUAAGGGCGAAAUAAUAAUAGCACACGUUUCAAAGUUCAGGGAUGGUGGGGGAUUAGGGGUCGGUCUCGAAGGUACUGUCGAUAUAGAGGACGGCGUAGAAGUCCGACCUCAUCACUAUAUCAGAAGUAUUCUCAAAGAAGGACCCGUCGGCCAAGAUGGUAUAUUAAUGCAAGGAGAUGAACUUCUUCAAGUUAAUGAUGAAAUUUUGUUUGGCAAGAAUUACAAGAACGUCUUAAGCAUACUAAAAAAGCUGCCACUUAACGUUCGAAUAGUCUGCCGCAGGAAAGCAUUUGUGACGUCAGAAAAGCUGUUCAAAGCGAAAUCAGAGGCAUGCCUAGUGAUGGAUCGACAUUACCCAGUUGCUAGGUGGCGUUCUGUUGAACCUCUAACAGCCGUAACAGUUUGGAACAAAGCCGUCACAGAAGUGACUCUACCAAAAACCAAUAAGGGUUUGGGUUUCUCUAUGAUAGAUUAUGAAGAUCCCUUGAAGCCAGGGGAUUGGAUAGUUAUCGUUAGGUCAUUAGUUCCUGGCGGAGUAGCUCAAGCGGACGGAAGAGUUUUACCGGGUGACAGAAUUGUUUCUGUAAACGAUAUCUCCUUGCAAAAUGGCCGUGUCAGUGACGCCGUUAAGGCACUCAAAGAGGCGCCACCUGGUCAAACUAGAAUAGGUUUGAUCAAACCCUUGUCACCAAAUUCACCAGAAAGUUCAAUGGACGAUAUAAGUGAAAAUUACGAACACAUUGAGUUUGGAGAAUUUGUCAAUAUAUGCACAGAUACUUCUUCCAUAAUUUCCAAUGAGGUGGUGGUGAGCGGUAGUACUAAGUCUUUAGAACAAUCUGCCGAGUUUAAUUCACUACUCAGGGAUGCAAAUAAUUCAACUGCAGAACCAUGUCUUUCAUCACAGAGCCCGACCACUCAGGAAAACCAACCUUCAACCCUUCACGCCAGCACAUCGACAACAUCUAUUAAACGCCAAAUAGAUCAGGCCUUAUUCUUUAACGAUCCCAUAAGAAUUACAAUUCACAGAAAGGAUGACGAGUCCCUGGGCUUAAAUAUUGUCGGCGGUAAAAUGGAUAGCGAAAUCUUUCCGAAUGAGCUUAAAUCUGGAAUAUUUGUUAAACAAGUUGCCGAAUGUGGGCCGGCGGCUGGACAACUGAAAAAGGGAGAUCAAAUAUUGGAAGUAGACGGUCAGGAUAUUAGAAAUGCAAGGCACGAACAGGCAGUUGAAGCUAUCAAAUUUGCUAAAUCGCCUAUUACGCUCCUCGUUCGUAGUAUUGGCCAAGGAAAAGAAGAAAAUGAAGGGAAUAAAGAAACGGAUGAUUUAACUGAAUCGUUGGACAAUUUACAAUUUGCUGAUUUCUUCCAAGCGACGCCCUUAGUAAAUUCCGAUUCUUGCCAGGCGUCUAAAUAUGAUGAAAAAAUCGAACUGCAAGAUAUUAAAUCAAAGAUACUUGACGAUUAAACAACUUUUACUAAAAAAAAAAGAGGAAUACUUGAUUGCUUGUUAUAAAAGUAGGUUAAUUGGCUAUCUUUAGCCAAUUUUUUACCUCUCCUUCAUCUUUUCAUCAAGCCUAGAUACCUUUUUUAUCUGAUGUUAAAUUUUCCAAACAACACAAGCAAGUUGGAGAAUUUAAAAAAAAAAUAGACCAAAUUAAUUUAAGGCCUUUAGAAGCGUUAUCUUUUUAAUCAAAAUCAAGUAAGUUUUAAGUACAGGAAAGAAUUUUUAAUGAAAAAUUCUGCAGUACAAAAUCUUUACAAUAAAAGGCAAAAAAAAGAAAGCGCCAUCUAGUGCUAACUCAAGUUUUUAUUAUUUUUUAUGGAAAUAAUCUAUUAGCCAAUUUUUUCCCCUUUAAUCUCUUGGUCUAAUCUAAAUUCGUUUUUUCACAAACAGGAAAUUUCAAGGAAAUUUCGAAUACUCUGCAUAAAAUUUCUCAUUUAAAAGAAUUUUUAUAAAAGUGAGAGAGAGAGAGAGAGAGAGACGAAAAAUGGGAAGAAGAGAAAAGAAAGUAUGGAAGAAUUUUUUUUCUGUCUGCAGAUUCUGUACUAAGGGAAUUUUAGCAAAGAGAAUAUAUGCCACAGAAAAUCCAUUGAUUAACGAUCUGAUAACACGUCCCAUGGUUCUCUAUACGCUCUAUUCUAAAUUGAAUUAAACGAACAGUUAAAAAACAAGAAAAUAGCAACCGAAAAGAAGAUAUAAGAAAAUGGUUCACAUGAUUUUUGUUUUGUUAAGAAAAGAUAUAAAAUAAUAAUAAAAAAAAAGAAUAGAGAAAAAGUUUUGUACAUGCAAAAUAAAUAAAAUACGAAAAGAACGUUGUUUAUCAUAAUUAUGAUAUAAUUUUUUUUGUUAUUAUCGCUCGUGUGACGCGAAUUUAUUAUUAAGAGUUUUUUUUAUAAUUCCUUAUUAUCUUUAUUUCUUUACAUUUUCAAGUGUUUUUCUUUUCCUUCUUUUUCCCACUUAUUCUUCUGCUUCUUCUUCAUAUGCUUUUUACAAUCUAUUUUCUUCCUAUCCCUCUUUUUUCACUUAUUACAUUCUCAUUCUUAUUAUAUAUCUAAUACAAUGUUCCUUUUCUUUUAAUAGAAUAAAAUUUUAUAUUCUUCUUUU